AUGCACACACGAGCCGCCGAGGCCGACAAGGGAUCAAAGACAACAACCUAUGGGAAACAGAAACCAAAGGGGAUCAACACCAUAAACUGGACCCCGUUUCUUACAAUCGUUCUCGCGAUCCUCAGCGUGCAUAGUGUGGGAGCUUUCCAAAUCUGCCCACGGGCCACUGGAAGCGCGCUUAUUGAACCACCACAGGCGGAAGAUUGCAAACAACCACCAGAAGCGGCAGAAGUUUAUAAGUCGCUGCCAGAAGCAGCAAAAACGGAUCUUACCGUAUUGACACAUGAACUCUCGAAACAAUUUGCAGCGGGAGCAAAAGAGUUACCAUGCAGGGACAAAUUCCAAACCCGAACAAUUAGGCAAGGCGAGUCGCUACACGCGUAUCUGGCGUAA
Bursaphelenchus xylophilus (pine wood nematode) is the source of this 393-nucleotide messenger RNA. The record is from the annotation of a GenBank genome assembly. Lineage: Eukaryota; Metazoa; Nematoda; Chromadorea; Rhabditida; Aphelenchoididae.